GUUCCAAACAGCGCAUUUAAUAGUAUGGGAAAUGCAUUAAAACAGUCUGUCACUGUAUUUACCAAGCUGCACAUGGUCGUGAUCGGCCUUUUAAACUUAUCCGCGCGCUCUGAGCCGAUUCUGCUGAAUGAAAUGUCCCUUUUGAUCUGGGCGCUGCAUGGUGGUGACGGUUUACUCAGUUUACUUACUACUGGUCUGUGGUGGCUAUCGAAGGGGACUAAAUACGAGCACACAUUACAUACACCUCCAGCUCCAGUAGCGAUUAGUCAGUUGGGAUUGUUGGUUGGUUAGUGUCAUCGAGACCGCCGUUCACCAGAAACAUUUGUCCGUCGUACCGCAGUUAGUCAACAGUGACAGUCAUCAUCCAGGCAGUGUUUCGACGAGCGUGUACGAAGAAAUCGUGUCGUCACCGUCAGCGUCAGUAUAAAGCCGGGUUGAAUCGUACUGUCCGUCGCGAGGGGAAACGCCUGCCUGGAUACGCUACAUGUGUGCUAGUCUGAUUGGGGAUAUUUGUGGUGACUACCGACGAUGAGCGCGCGCAGCUCAGUUCACUGCGAUCGGUUAUCAUGUGAAGAAGAAAACAGGACUGGAUGCCAGCGGCCACGAGCCUAGUUCUGUAAAGUGGUGUUAUUUUUAAGCAAUAUUGUGAAUAGCUGGAAAACGUGCCAAAGCGGAUCUCGACUCGAUCCUUUUCUCUCUAAUGAAUUAAGUGCAGUGAUCAAGCCAAAGAAAAUCUGCAACCAUGGUAGUGUACUCACACAAUAUGUCGAUAUUCGCAACAAUCAGCGCCGGACUGGUGUUUGUGUUCGGAAUCAUAGGCAAUCUUCUCACCGUAAUAGCCCUCCUGAAAUAUCAAAAACUACGGAAGCAUCCGACGACGGUGUUUGUUCUUUCGCUUGCCGUAUCAGAUCUCUUCUUCUGUGCAGUCAAUAUGCCGCUUACAGCAAUUCGGUUCCUUAAUCAGCAAUGGACACUGGGCGAGGGAUUGUGCAAAGUGUUUCCCGUGUUUUUCUACGGUAAUGUGGCAGUGUCAGUUCUCAGUAUGGUUGGUCUUACCAUCAAUCGGUACACACUGAUACUUCAUCCUAGUCGGUAUUCUAAGAUUUAUACUCCAAUCAGUUUAUUCUUUCAAUUACUUUUGAUUUGGGGCUUUUCUUUCGGAAUAAUGCUUCUUCCACUGUUCGAAGUUUGGGGUCGAUUAGGCCUAGACGAAGAAACAUUCUCCUGCACCAUUCUUAAGAAAAACGACAGCUCGCCAAAGAAGUUCAUAUUUUUGUUUGGUGUUCUGGUUCCGUGUAUCGUAAUAUCUGUUUCCUACUCUUGUAUAUUCUACACCGUGCACAAACAAAGAUCCAAACUGAAAGCACACAAUGCCAACGCAUCAGGAAGGAUCGAGUCAUUUUUCCGCAACAAGGAAGAUUGUCGGUUAACGCUGACAUUGCUGACGAUAUAUCUUUGCUUUCUAAUAUGCUUCUUGCCACUGAUGCUUGCAAAUGUCAUCGACGACGAUGGGUCACAUGCAAAUCUACACGUGUUCGCCUCUGUACUUGCUUGGAUGUCUGCAGUUAUCAAUCCAUUUAUCUACGCUAUUGGAAGCCAGAAUUAUCGCCACGCUUAUACCAAACUUCUUUCGGAAAUGUGCUUCUGGAAGACAAAUGUUGAAUUGCGAUCAUUUGAUGAGAUAAACAAAUCUCGAACGAUAGAUCAUUUAUAGCAGCAUAUAAUGGUGAUAAUUUAUUCCGCGAAUAAAAGACUUAGCUUUAUCAUAGAUAACGUGACUACUAUAGUACAUGCAUGCAAGUUUUGGCAUACGGAACAAUGAAGAAAGUCCCCUACCAUUCCAUCUUGCAUUCCAUUUUAUUUUGCGUUAAAACAAGUUAUGUAUAAUUUAGUUUCUACCUAUCAUGCUGGUUGGAACAACGAUUGGAUUGCUGACUUUAAUAAGAAUUGAUAAAUUUGUACGAAAUACUCAAUUAAAACUGGGAUUCACGAA
Molecule: messenger RNA, 1993 nt
Organism: Sabethes cyaneus
Lineage: Eukaryota; Metazoa; Arthropoda; Insecta; Diptera; Culicidae
Gene: Tre1
Product: protein trapped in endoderm-1
Exons: 6
Coding region: 743-1714 (323 amino acids)
Biological process (GO): G protein-coupled receptor signaling pathway
Cellular component (GO): membrane
Molecular function (GO): G protein-coupled receptor activity
Source: RefSeq, a predicted model, not a curated record